Molecule: messenger RNA, 1506 nt
Organism: Aureobasidium melanogenum CBS 110374
Lineage: Eukaryota; Fungi; Ascomycota; Dothideomycetes; Dothideales; Saccotheciaceae
Exons: 2
Coding region: 1-1506 (501 amino acids)
Source: RefSeq, a predicted model, not a curated record
AUGUCUGGAGGCUACGAGGUCGACUAUGAUUCCGACUGCGACGUAUACGACUACGACGAUGAUUACAUCUACGCUGAUGCAGGUGCUUAUGACCUGGCCGAUGAACUUGCUUCUGGCGCCAUAGCCGAAGCGCCUGCCCUGUACUACCGCGAUGACGAACUUGACGAAUACGACAACUACAACUUCUGGUCCGAGAUCGAAUACGGCAACGCCGAAAUCUAUGAUCAAGAGAUGGCCCAUGAUGGGCACACAUCCAAACCCGACAAGAAGAAAAGAUCCAAGGCUUCCGACAUCAAAGAUACAAUCAGGAAGAUUCGAUUGCGCGGUAUUCAAGACUACCCGACUGUCCUGUGGAAGUCCUCGCAUGACGCUUUCAGCCUACGUCAACAACGCCCUGUCUACGAAAAACCACAACAACCCUACGCGCUUUUGCCAAAUUGGCAACAACUCCUGAAAGAUCGACCCGCUGUCUUCACUACAUCCCACGCCGCUACGAAUUCCGCCAUAGACGAGCAAGAAGACAACGAGUGGGAAGAUAUGUCAGGAGAAGAUGACGGAUCGGGUCAAAGUGAUGAGGAAGAGGAAGAGGUGGAUGAAAAUGAAGAUGAAGAGGAGGGCUUGGGUAUGCAGGACAUCGACCCGGAAAUGCUUAAGUCUGUACUCGCCGCAAGACUCUCCGCUUCAGGUAUGGCUGGCAAAGAUCAGACCGCAAUGAUGGAAGCCAUGAUGCAGAUGCUGGCAGGUGGUAACGGUGCCGGUACAGAUGAACUCCUUGAAAGCUUGACAUCAAACAUGUUGAACCAAGUAAGCGAAGAAGGUGGUGAUUCGACGAUGGGACAAUGGCUUUCUGGUCAGGGCGUCUCAUUGGACGAAGAUCACGAUGACGAAGAGCAAGGAGAUGUCACGCCUGGCGCGUCUGACGACUCCUCACCAAAAGACAGCGUAGCAGCCGAACCACCUGCUGCCCCCAAAUCCUCAGAACCAUCCAUCGAAGCACUGCUUGAGCCACAAUCAACCGGAAAAAAGCGAAAACACCCUCUAUCCGAGGAAGUCAAACAAGAUGAAGCGACCACUGGAUCCAUACUAGACGAAGGUCCCAAUCACAAAAGAAGCAAGCAAGAAGCCCAAAGAUCUUCGACUGCCUCUACUCAGUCUAAAACCUCGACACGCAAAUCAGCAGUGUCACAGUCGAAAUCAAGGAUCGCGAAUGAGAAGCCCACAGCGAAAUCAAAGACCAUUCCGCCAGCCAAGACCAGGCCUGAGACGACAAAGGCCACCAGACCUAAGCCUACGAUGACUCAAGCAAAAGAGAAUGUACCUUCGUCUGCUCCGACCACAAAUGCGACCACGCGAAAGCGCAAAGCUGCAGACGAGCAGGUACCAGAUGAGAAGCCAAAGCGGCAGUUGCGCAACUUCGCAGCACCAACUGCAAGCAGUCAAAACAAGACUACAGAGGCUAAGACUUCCGAGUCUAAGACCACAAGAAGCGGAAGAGCCAGAAAGUAA